UGUGUGCGUAUAAUGUCGGUAGAUGUGUGCUUAAUUAGUCUCGCAAUAAACGUAUUGAGAACCAGACGUGUCGUUUUACUGCAUAUACUACAACUGGCUGACGAGGAUUCGUAACGCGUGCAAUUAUGUCGGUGGGAAAAAUUGAAACUUUUUGUGUGUCGUCAGGGAACUGGACAUCGUAUAUGGAACGUCUGGAGAUGUAUUUCAAAGUAAAUAAAAUCGCGGCGGAUAUGCAAUUACCAACAUUAAUUGCGGUUAUGGGUGAAGAGGCCUACGAUUUGCUAAGUAAUUUAUCAAGCCCCAAGAAGCCGUCGGAGUUGACUUUGGACGUCGUAACGAAACUGAUGAGCGAACACUUGGAGCCAAAACCCUCAUUCAUGGCUGAGAGGCAUAAAUUUCGGCAUAGAAGACAAAGAGAAGGCGAAAGUAUAGCACAGUACGUCACGGAACUAAAAAAAUUGGCUAAGUUUUGUGAAUUCGGUACAACAUUGGAAGAUAAUUUACGAGAUCAGUUUACGUGUUGUCUUAAUAGUGAGUUAAUAAAACAAAGGCUUUUUGCCGAGUCGCAGUUAACAUAUGCAAAAGCGGUCAGUUUGGCAUUAUCGUUGGAAUCGGCGGAGAGAGAUGCAGCGAUGGUGGUACGUACGGGUGCGAGCGAGACGGACGCCGGUUUAGGCGGGGGGGUAGCCAACGCUGCAGCGGGAUCGGUGCAUUCCGUCAGAACGGUGCCAUUUCGGCCGCGUGGCGGAAAAAAAUUUCCGGGUGCAGGAACAAAAGAAAAUUUUACCAGGAUGACGUGUAAGACGUGCGGUAAAGAUAACCAUACCAAUCAGGAAUGCCGAUACAAGAAUUUUGCAUGCAGUAAAUGUGGGCGCAUCGGGCAUCUAAGGCGGGUGUGCCCAGAAAAGGGCGCGCGGCCGCCCACCUCCAGCUGGAGCGGCCAGCAACGAGGGGUGCACCAUGUGGAAGCGGCCCUGGACUCACACGACACCACACACGACGAAAACGAGUUUGAGGUCGAUGAAGAGCUAAACCAUUUGAGUUUAAACGGUUACAAACCGGUAUAAGGAUCUAUUUAAUGGCGGUUUGGGGCGGUUCACGGGCGGAAAAGCGACAUUGCGAGUGCGGGACGGAGCGGAGCCUGUAUUUUGUCGCGCGCGACCUUUGCCUUACGCCCUCAAGGAGAGGGUGGACGCGGAACUCGACCAGAUGCUCCGGGACAAGGUCAUCGAGCCGGUGGACACCUCGGAGUGGGCUACGCCCUUGGUACCGGUACGUAAAGCUGACGGGGGUUUGAGGUUAUGCGCGGAUUAUAAAGUGACGUUGAACCCGGCCUUACUGGUUGAUAGAUUUCCCUUGCCGAAAAUAGACGACCUUUUAGUGAAUUUAAAUGGAGCUCAAGUUUUCUCAAAGAUGGAUCUGUCGCAGGCAUAUAAUCAGAUAGAAUUAGACGACUCGAAAAAAUUUACAGUUAUUAAUACACAUCGGGGAUUAUUCCGCUAUAACCGGUUAGUGUAUGGCCUUUCCUCGAGCCCGGGAAUUUUUCAACGUAUUAUGUCCACUUUAUUAGGCGAUAUACCACAAGUCGAAGUAUUUUUAGAUGAUAUAAUAAUAGGGACGGUAGAUGAAAAAACACACAUAUUGGUAUUAGAAAAGGUUUUACAAAGGUUGCAUAACCAAGGAAUAAAAUUAAAGAAAAACAAAUGUUACUUCUUUGUUCCCGAAGUACGAUAUUUAGGGUACAUCAUAUCUAAAGAAGGCAUCAAAGUGGAUUCAAGUAAAAUAGAAGCGAUCAUUGAUAUACCACGACCACAGUCAGUUACAGAAUUGAGAUCAUUUUUGGGGUUAGUUAACUUUUAUGCAAAAUUUGUAAGAAAUUUAAGUAAUAUUCUGUAUCCGUUGUAUGAUUUAUUGCGCAAAGGCGUGGAGUGGACAUGGAGUAAGGAUUGUGAAAAUGCGUUUAAACGAAUUAAAUGCAUUUUAACUAGUACCGAGGUUUUGAUGCAUUAUGAUCAAAACAAACCGUUACUAUUGACCUGUGACGCAAGCGCAAGAGGUAUAGGCGGCGUUCUGAGUCAGCCCGUAGGGAGCGGCUCGCGGGAGGGGGACGAACGGCCGGUGGCUUACGUAUCUCGCACGCUUAAUGACGCGGAAAGGAAUUACUCACAAAUUGAUAAAGAAGCGCUGGCUAUUAUAUUUUGUUUAGAGAAAUUUCACCAGUUUAUAUACGGUAGGCGGUUCAUCUUAAGAACGGAUCACAAACCACUCGUGACAAUAUUUGGACCUAAACAAGGUAUUCCAUCAAUGGCCGCGAGUAGAUUGCAGCGAUGGGCAGUUAAGCUGUCAGCAUAUACUUACGAUAUAGAAUACGUUCGUAGUAAAGAUAACGGAGCAGACGGGUUAUCACGGCUGCCAGUGCAAGUAAACGGAACUGCGGCGGCGGCGGCGGCCGGCCGCGGCCGGUCAGCUGAUCGACACGUAUUACCCGAGCAGACAUUUUUGCAUUUUGCGCAGAAUGAAUUGUUAUUAAACCAUAACGAUAUUAAGUCGUGUACACAGCGGGAUCCAAUUUUAAGUCGUAUUUUGAAUUAUAUUAGGCACGAUUGGCCAUCAACAAUUGAAAUAAAGAAUUUGCAACCGUAUGUUAAUAGAAGAAACGAACUUUACGAAGAAUUAGGCUGUGUCAUGUGGGGCCACCGUAUAGUGAUACCGGAAAGUUGUAGGGCAACAGUGCUAAAAGAACUGCACGAAGGACAUAUGGGCAUAGUGAAGACUAAGGCUUUUGCUAGAAGUUAUGUGUGGUGGCCGGGUAUUGACGAGGCGGUAGAAGCCGUGUGUCGCGGUUGCACAGCAUGCGCGGCGGAGGCGGACGCGCCGGCACGCCACUCGCCCAGCCCGUGGCCGUGGCCCAAGCGCCCCUGGGCCAGGGUCCAUCUUGACUUUUUAGGUCCUCUGAACGGUAAAUUGUACUUAAUAAUGAUAGACGCCCGGACAAAGUGGAUAGAAGUAUUCCCGGUUAAUAGUACUUCAGCGGUUAGUACGAUUGAUAAGUUGAGUGAAGUUAGUGCGCGAUGGGGUUUGCCAAGACAAAUAGUUUCGGAUAAUGGGCCACCGUUUACAAGUAAGGAAUUUACGUCCUUCUUAACCAGGCAAGGAAUAGAGCAUUUAUUUUCUGCCCCUUAUCACCCAGCCUCAAAUGGAGCUGCAGAAAACGCGGUACGCACUGUUAAAAAGGUAAUUAGAAAAGCUAUACGUCUUAAUGAGAACAUUAAUUUAUCCAUAGAUACGUUCUUACUGCAUUACCGAAACACGCCCCAUUGUACUACAGGGGAGAGUCCAGCGUCGCUAAUGUUAGGUCGGCAGUUAAGGACUAAAUUGGAUGUAAUGCGACCGGACUGUGAAGAUAGGGUGAGGAAGGUUCAACAGAAACAGUCAGGGAACCAUGGCAUUCAGCGAGAAUUGCACCUGGGAGAUGAUGUUUGGCUACGCCAAUACCAGGGCGAAUCUCGUUGGCUGCCGGGGCGAGUUACACAGCGGACUAGCACAACUGAUUAUCGAGUGACAGAUCAAUUAGGUAGAGAGUCCCAUAAACACAUAGAUCAGUUAAGGCGGCGUUCAAGUACGUUAGUUUACCCAUCAAAACCCCCAGCUUUGCAAUUACCAAGGGUGGAUGAUGUUCCGAUGGUGGGAGCCACGUCUCCGAAGACACCGUUGCGUGAAGCUAUAUCACCUAACGGUAGGAUUAAUUCACCCGCUGCUGCAGAACACUAUGGCACUCCGGUGCAGACACCUAAUACUCCAACGAGUCCAAGUAGUCCCAGAUCGCCCACUCCAAUCGUCGAACCGUCCCAACCAAGGCCUAUUAGAAAUUGUAGACUGAUUAAGCCACCUAGGUAUAAGUUUUAGAGUUAAGAAACAGCCUUGUGACACUACUUAUUCCAAAUAAAAUACAAAUAAAUAAUAACAGUGAUACAAAUGUUUAUUGUACGUGUUAAUAUUGGUGUACUUACAUUCAGAUAUGAGUUGCCUUGGUAAUAUUACUUAAAGAUAUUAGUAUUGCUUACUUAUUAUGUAUUUUUUGCAUUUAUGUAGAGGAAGAGGUAGGGUAACUUGGUGAUUAAUCGAACUUGUCGCUGAAGAUUGUUUACUUAGAAAUAAGAUGCUUACUGAUGUACAUACUUUUUAUUUUAAGAAGAGAGUAUUGUGAUAUAUGUGUGCGUAUAAUGUCGGUAGAUGUGUGCUUAAUUAGUCUCGCAAUAAACGUAUUGAGAACCAGA
Pectinophora gossypiella (pink bollworm) is the source of this 4277-nucleotide messenger RNA. RefSeq lists its product as uncharacterized. Gene Ontology annotation, molecular function: nucleic acid binding; zinc ion binding. NCBI's taxonomy places the organism in Eukaryota, Metazoa, Arthropoda, Insecta, Lepidoptera, Gelechiidae. Bases 1210 to 3906 code for a protein of 898 amino acids. Gene Ontology annotation, biological process: DNA integration. The transcript has 2 exons. The record is from RefSeq and is a predicted model, not a curated record.